This is a messenger RNA of Syngnathus typhle (broad-nosed pipefish), 4119 nucleotides long. RefSeq names its product kelch repeat and BTB domain-containing protein 11. The transcript is spliced from 2 exons. Gene Ontology annotation, molecular function: protein binding. The record is from RefSeq and is a predicted model, not a curated record. Bases 489 to 2369 code for a protein of 626 amino acids. Lineage: Eukaryota; Metazoa; Chordata; Actinopteri; Syngnathiformes; Syngnathidae.
CAGUCAACUGAAGGGAAAAAGAAAAACCACAUCUCCUGACUAGUCAUGCUUCCAAUGUUGGACACCUCCGGUGCAUGAGGACACUCGCCACAUUUGUUGAGUGCACGGUCACGCGAGGAAGCUGCUCAGGGAGGCGCGCCCACCCGGACGACCACUGUUCGUUCGCCGCUUCAGCCUCGCCUCGGGGAGACUUGAUGCGAGGAGCAGAAUACAAGAUCAUUCAUAGGAUCGAGUGGCUUAAGAGGUGAACGGGUGGACGGAAUCAGGAGGAGAAUGUAAAUGAAAUAAUGUCAUCUCGGGUGACUGCUUGCUCAGGAUUGUGGAGGCUUUACGUAACGGAGCUUUGUUGGAGGGCUCGCUGGUUCCGAGUGCUUUAAUCACAGCCUGGAAUCGCAGGUGGCAGAAAGACACAAAAGACAAAGUUUUGUCCACCCCCAGCAUGAUCACUACCUACGCUACCAUCCUCCAUUACAAGUGAGUACAUCAGGAUGACCGAGGGCCAAGGACCUGGAGGAGGAGUUGCUGCAAUCGAGGCUGAUGUCAUCCACCACACUGCCAGCCUGGUGGCAAGCACUGACAAGGCCAGGGAGUUAUGUCCAGGCAUUGUCCAAAGGUCCUUCGGGGAUGACCCAGAAUUCAGUGUCCCUAUAGUGUUUGAAAAGGAAUACCUGCUGGAUGGAAGACUGAUAACUGAAAACAACCAUAACGAUUGUCAAAAAGGUAACGGGUCAUACAUGGCAAGUGCAAGUGACUUUCGUUUCUCCAAAGAAAAGAACGCGGUGGACGUUCCAUCGAAUGCCGACUCUAGUGUGUCCCACUGUGCGAGCGGUCAAAUCCCCAAUGGCGCAAGAGCGAAAGAGUUUGCCGAUACCAAACCAUCAUCUGAUCAAUCAGACCUAUCACGCAAACUCGAGGGCAGCUCAGUUGCGAUCAAUCAGUUGUCUGGUAAAACCGAGCCCGAUUUACUCAUCGAAGUUGGCGGUCAGACGAUCAACGCUCACAAGUCGGUCCUGGCAGAAAAGAGCGACUACUUCAAAGCUCGGCUCUCACGAAACAUCCUCAAAGUGAAAGGCAUGAGCUAUAAGACUUUUUCUACUCUAAUCGACUAUGUUUACACUUCCCAGAUGAACGUUUCGAAAGAAAAUGUCGUCGAAGUCAUCACGGGGGCUAAAAUCCUCCAGAUUCCUUGCGCCGUCCAGGCGGCAAUGGACCGCAUGACAGAACAAAUCACGGCGGGAAACUGCUAUGAGAUUCUGAGCAUCGCUAAAAAGCAGCGACUUAGCGAACUGAAGGAGACCGCCUACGGGUUCAUGAGCGACAACUUCCUGCAGAUCCUCAAGGACCCCGCCGUAUAUGGCCGUCUGACCGGGUCCGAGCGCGAUCUUAUCCUGAAGAAAAGAACGGACGGGAGGAAGACUCUCAUGGCUGCCGAGAUAAACGACGUUUUUGAACGUGUCGGGAGCCGACCGCCGAGCCGUUGCGGAAGCCGUCCACAGAGCCCCUCGUCCGUGGGGUCGCUGGAGGAGAGUCACACCAUCUACUGCUUCAACGAAGUGGCCAACGACUGGAGAGCUUUGACAACCAUGCCCGAGGACGUCAACACUAAAGGCUGUGGAAUCUGCACGAUGUAUAACUACCUGUUUGUGGCAGGUGGAAUAAAAGGGGACAAGGGGAGGGCAUCAGACAAGGUCUUCUGCUACAACCCCAAAACAAACCUCUGGUCAGAGAUCCGACCCAUGACGCAGGCCCGUGCCCAACUGAAGCUCGUGUCCAUGGAUGGGCACCUGUAUGCUAUCGGAGGUGAGUGUCUGUUUACCGUCGAAAAAUAUGACCCUCGUAUGGCCCGCUGGACCGCCGUGGCCCCUUUGCCCAAGGGCGCCUUCGCGGUAGCUCACGAGGCCACCACCUGCAACGGGGAGCUUUACGUCUCCGGGGGCUCGCUCUUCUAUCGCCUCCUCAAGUAUGACACAAAGAGAGACGAGUGGCAAGAAUGCCCGUACAACAACAGCAGGAAGAAGUCGACGGAUAUGGUGGCGCUGAAGAGCUUCAUUUACCGCUUCGACGUGACCCGCGAGCAAGGGAUCAACGUGUUCAAGUACAACAGCAUUGUGAAAAUGUGGCACGAUUGCGCGUCGCAGAGGCUCGGCAGCUCCUUGCCGUUUCGGUGCGCCGUCGUAGGGAACUGCAUCUACUGUGUGAACAAAAGCCAGACUCUUCAAUUCGUGGUGGAGGAGGAGAACGCCUACUUUGUAGAGGAGCCGCUGAGGGCGCCUCUCGAAGCCAAAGGCGUUCUUUUUCCUUUUGUGCUCACUUUGCCUGAAAAGCCUGAGAAAGUUCCUCCCGGGUGCGAACCAGAGUCACAGAACUAGAACUCAGACCACCGCAUUUGCUGUGUUUAGUGUGUCCGCUGUCUCUACCAGUGUGUCAUUGCCUGCUUGCAAAAGAAUGUAUGUAUUGCAUGGCAACUUCAUGUUUCUACAGAGGCAAGCCUUAAAAAGGGAACUUUCAGUAUUGAGUGAAUGCAAACAAUAUUAGUCUGAUGGAUGUGACGGUAGAUUAGUAUUACUGGCUGGUGGUAUUUGGUGCACUUUUGUUGUUGGGUCAGAUAUUAUUUACACCGUGUGGACUUAUUGACAUUUUGUUGCAAAAUGAAUGAAUGAUGCGAUGUGGCUUCUAUGCAAAUGGAACUGCUGUAGGGCUUCAUUAAUGAUGACUGGAAUGUCAUUGAAAGGAUGCAGAGCAGUAUUUUACACGACCAGAAAGGUCACAAAUGUCUUUCAAUACCAUUUUCAUUCGAUUUAUAUGGAAGUGAGCUAGAGGCAAUAUCAAUUGACUGAAAGACAGCCUGGACUUGUCCACCAGCCAAUCGCAGAGGUCAAUAUUGGCAAAGCACACAGACAUGAUAGUUAAAAUGUAACCUUAGAUGCCCAUUCAAAUGUACAUUCAAUUAUUUUAAGAUCAUAGGUUCUAAGUUUCAAAUGUUGGAGCUCAUUUUCAUAACAAAAAACAACAUCCAGCAAACAUUUUUGGACAUUUUUGCCAUCAUAAGCUGGAUAAGGUUGAGAGGUGGGGGUACAUCGGGGUCAAUCGGUACACACAGUGCUGUUGCGAAUAAUGCAAAUCUGUGAAUAAUUGCUGCAUGCACGCAAUUAUGAAACCAUGUUACAUAAUAGUAUUCACAGUAGCAACAGCUUAAUUAUUCAACACAAACAAACCUCCCUCACAGGAUCAUCAAUGGCCUAAAUAACACGCUCGCAAACUGAUGUGACAUCACGUAAGACUCCAGACAGCAAGGUCGGAGUUGAGAUCCUAAAACAGAACCCCACAACUGUGAAUCAGAGAUGUGAAUCACCACCAUGCUGCCACAAAAGCACAAGAAUCAGCUUUUUUUUUUAAAUAAAUAUUUUUCAUAUUGCAUCAAAAAGUAUGUUCCAGCACUUAUACAUAUUUGCCAAAGAUAUUGAAUCAUCUCUUAAAUUGUGACAAACGAUUGCCCAUUUGGGGUGUGUGACGCUCAUUGAAAGUAUUUUCUCUCUCUUUUCUCUUUUCCAUGUUGGCUGCUAACAACCUCUUUCAGGGAUGUUUAACAAAGCUAGAAAGUCAGUGCAAGAAAACAACCACAUCUGCAAUAUUUCAAGGUCAAAUCUGAUGCCACAUUGCUUCCGUCUGUUGACUGCCAAUCCGCACUAAGAGCCGCUGGUCUGUAAGGCUCUCGUACUGUAUUCUAAAUGCAUAACAUAAAUAAUUUUAUUUGAGAAAUGUCUUGAAAAGUAUGUGUUUGCUGCUACAAAAGCACAGUGUGAGUUUAGUAUGGAAGCUUAUAUAUUUCUGACAGCAACAAAAAUCUGAUAACGUGUAUAGUGUUUCAAUGCAGUCGGUGUAUCUUGGACAAACUGGAUGUGGUUUUACUGCGUUAGCUGGCAGGCUUUUUUACUUUUGUGGGUUUUCCUUCCUCGGUAUGAAAAUGAUUGAUUUGCAUUUGCUCCUGUAGUGACAGCUCAGUGCUGUAAUGCCAGGUGAAACAUUCCCAGUGUAAAAAGCUUUGGAAUGGAAUUAGGUGGUGGAUAGUAUUUAUCAAUCAAAACAAAGUACUUCAAAUAAAAUGGAUGUCUGAAAAUG